AUGGGUUCCGCCGCUUCAAAGCCUGCCCGGUCAGCUGCUGGAGCAGCCACUCGCCAAUAUCCUAAAAAGUCUGCUCCUCCGCCAAGGACACCCGCAGCAGCGCCAAAGAAAACCCAAGAACCAAAAUCUACAUCUGGGCCAGCCUUUAAACCACAAGCUCGAGCUCCAGCUCCAGCCCCAGCUUCAGCACAGGGACCAAAAUAUCACUCAAAAGAACAACCCUCCAGCACAAAAAACAACGCAAUCGACCUCGACGGCCGUGACCCCGACUUCGCCGCCUCCCUCCGCACCAUUGGCCCCGUCGACCCAUCCGGCAACUUCUCACAUCCCAACCCUUAUAACCGCGGCACCGCCCAAACCGUCUUCCCUACAGCCUCCAAUCCAGCUUUGCUAGUGAUCACAGCGCGCCAGCGCAUCACAAAGGCCGCGCAAGAGGAGAGCAUUGCUGUUGGAAAUGGGGAUUUCACGGGUCGACAAUUCCUGGAUUCGUUUACUAUUAGCCAGGCGCUGGCGAUGCGCGAUCAGCAGGGGUUGUCAAGUAGGGAUAUUGAGAGGACAUUGAGGUUGAAGAGUGGGACUAUUGAGAAGCUUGGGAGAAGUGGGAUUGUGUCCCGGGCUUCUUAA
Molecule: messenger RNA, 624 nt
Organism: Penicillium odoratum
Lineage: Eukaryota; Fungi; Ascomycota; Eurotiomycetes; Eurotiales; Aspergillaceae
Exons: 2
Coding region: 1-624 (207 amino acids)
Source: RefSeq, a predicted model, not a curated record